Molecule: messenger RNA, 1690 nt
Organism: Megalobrama amblycephala (Wuchang bream)
Lineage: Eukaryota; Metazoa; Chordata; Actinopteri; Cypriniformes; Xenocyprididae
Gene: chtopb
Product: chromatin target of PRMT1b
Exons: 7
Coding region: 206-928 (240 amino acids)
Source: RefSeq, a predicted model, not a curated record
UGUCCGAUAGAUGGCGGUAUAACAUUCACAAUCAGCCGGACCGUAACGGCGUGUGAAUCACGGUACCAAACUCUGCACACCUGGCAGAAAACAUCCGACUAAAUCCACUCUAAUAACACUGAGUGCUGUGCGCGUGCAUCGAUGCUAACUUGAAUGCAUAUGUUUUGACUGAGUCUGACGUUUACAACGCAAACUGGAUGUGAAAAUGAAUCCUCUGGAUCCCCAAAAGAUCAUUCUGAACAGCACAUGCACUGUCUCUCUGCAUGACCGCUUCAGCAGUUUGCUGAAGCAUCAGCCAACAGAUGUGAUGGACAUCACUGCCGCAGUGAAACAGCAGACUGCAGCCUCGCUGAAGAACCAGCGGCUGGCUCUGGAGAUGGCCAACAGACCUUCAGUGCUGGCCGCCCUGCAUAAUAAUAUAAAUAAUCAACUGUGCAAAGUGAGCGUGAAGGCGAGGCUCGGCCAUCCCUUGGGAAGAGUAGGCAUGGUGGGAUUGCAGGGGCAAAUGAGAGGAGGAGGAGGCAGAAGAGGACUGGUCAAGGGAUUUUACACAAGGAAAAACAUGAGUACACAGCAAGGUGUAGUCAACAGUCUAGGUGUUCAGAAGGGGUGUGUCCAGCAGAAGCGUGGAGGCAUAAUCAAUUUGACUGGAGCAAUGAGAACCAGAGGUGGAGGAGCCAUUAGAAGGACAGAAGGAAAUGCAGAGCGGCAGGUGCUACAUCCAGGAACAGCACAAGGUGGUGGUCGUUUCAUGUCUGUCAGGGGGGCGUAUUCAGGGUGCAGCCGGGCCAGAUUCAACAGACAUCAGGUCCCUUCUCGGGAACAGUUGGAUGAACAACUGGAUGAGUACAUGUCCAUGAGCAAGAGCCAUCUAGAUGCAGAGCUGGAUGCAUAUAUGGCUCAGGUUGAUUUGGAGGACAUGGUGUGAUGACCUGAGACAAAAGUUAAGCUCCACUGUAUCUUCUUUAGUUUAACCCUAACAAAUGAAGCAUGUAAUCUAACUUGCAGAUAGACUGCUCUGUUACAGGGUUAUUUGUCCUUAUUGAUUGACUCCAGCAGACCUGAACUAAUUGUGUAUAGUUGCUGCGUCCCUCAGAGCUCUGCUGCUUAGAAACCUUUGACUUCCAGUUUGUUACUCUAAUUAAACGAUCAUUAUAUUUCCUGUAGUCCUACCGAGCAAGAAAGAAUUAAAAGCUUGCCAAAGACUUUCUAGAAAAUAUUGUUUCUGAGAAAAUCGUUUCAAUAGCACUUUAUUUGGUAAGCAGUUCCAUUGAAUGCUUGGAAUGGAUGGACAUGAAUCACUUCUCAGUUAAAGCUAUGCUAGUAAAUAUUUUAUAAGCAGUUCGCAAUGAGAAACACAUGUGUUUAAUAGCAGACAUCCGUUUUUCUAUUUUUGGUUGUGAAGUAUCAAGAUUCAUACAAGACAAUAUGAUAACAUUUCAUUGAAGCUGACAAUCAGACUUGUUUGGGUUAUAACUGGUUUGAAAGAGCUACAUGUCAGCCAUCUUUUGUUUUUCACAAGUGUUUUGUAUCAUUCUGAUUUGAUUACCAUAUGUAAAAUUCUACACAUAUAGAUAUAUAUUGAAGAAUUACAGGUGGUGAUUAAAAAGAGAAAAGUUCAUGUUUAAACAUUCACCCUGUGGUGAUAGUAGGUUUUCCUAUUCUUUAAUAAAAGAUGUUUGGAAAUUGC